Alosa alosa (allis shad) is the source of this 597-nucleotide messenger RNA. RefSeq names its product transthyretin (prealbumin, amyloidosis type I) (gene ttr). The record is from RefSeq and is a predicted model, not a curated record. Gene Ontology annotation, biological process: purine nucleobase metabolic process. NCBI's taxonomy places the organism in Eukaryota, Metazoa, Chordata, Actinopteri, Clupeiformes, Clupeidae. Bases 42 to 491 code for a protein of 149 amino acids. The transcript is spliced from 4 exons.
CGCACACAUGUUCAGACAGCACAAAGAAAUCAGCCCUUGCAAUGCAAAAGAGUGCGGUCUGUGUGUUCUUGGCUUCUGCAUUGCUCAUAUGCAGCGCUGCCCCUGUGGACCCCCAUGGUGGCUCUGACGCCAAAUGUCCGCUGAUGGUGAAGAUCCUGGACGCAGUGAAGGGGGCACCUGCUGGAAGCGUGGCACUGAGUGUGGCCAGGCGAGGUGCUAAUGGCGAGUGGGCACAACUGGCGAGCGGAGUAACAGACCCGACUGGUGAGGUCCAUGAACUGAUCACAGAACAGGACUUCACAGCAGGAGUAUAUCGCGUAGAAUUUGACACCAAAGCAUACUGGAAAGCAGAGGGUCGAACGCCAUUCCACGAGGUGGCUGAGGUGGUGUUUGAAGCACAUGCAGAGGGACACCGCCACUACACCCUCGCCCUGCUGCUCAGCCCCUUCUCCUACACAACCACUGCAGUGGUGGUCAAGACUCACGACUGAUGCUGAAACACACAACCACACAUACCCUCAGCUUAUGUGGGGGAAUAACACUGAUGAUGUUCCAACAUGCUAACAAAACAAAUAAAACAGAUCACAUACAAAUGUA